AUGCGGUCGGGGCUGCAGAAACCCGGUGCUGUCCCGUUCCUCGCCCUGCUCAUUUUCUCCCUGCUCAGCUUGGUACCGACGCUCGCGAAGGAAUGGGAUUUUUACGGGUAUAGCUACAGCGCGCAUUUGGCGUACCUGGGUCUUCCCCGCGGGGACGGGCACGGUCGAUCUGUAACUCUAGCUCCAUUGGUUGGAGGUGCUCGGCUGACAGGUCUGGCAGAUUCCUCUCCCCGCGUCAAGAAUGCUUCUAGUACGAUCGAGCCUAGAUCGCGGCUGGUUGGGACGGGCUACCACUGCAGGUCCUGGCUCUUUGGUGACUUUUAUUCGUCGUGUAUUGACAAUGUGCGCGGUGCUCAGCCGCAUCACUCGGCAGUCAACACGCCUCCGCGGAGCUCAUUUGAGACUGGUCCCGAGACCGGACAUGAAGCUGUCGCCUACUCGGCGACUAAAGGACCCUCAAGCAUAACACGAGGGGUGAGCGCACUUAAAGAAUUUGUCAUCAAGCGCUGGGAUGACCAGCAAUCGGCUCAACCCCUUCCGCCCCGGCAUGAUUCUAUUGAUGAAAUUUCUACUCACGCUACGCCGACUGUCGCCAAUGCUUCUGUGACACCGGCGACUGCCAGUGGCCAGCAACGUCAACCUACGCCGAAUAACGAACUCAAUGAGACGCCAGCGGAGCGUGUUGACGAAGAUGCUUGGGUAUACAAAUUACCUUUGUUGGUACAUAGGACAUGGCAGCAGGCCUGCAUAACCGGCGGACAGUACCUAGGGAACUUGACGACUCAAUCACUCGCGCGUCAGUUGAAUCAAACCUUGAAGCCCAAAUAUGUGGCAUCGCACUCCGUGGACGAGAUAAGCCUCGAAGAACAACCCGGUUGCGCUUCGAAUAGAGAGUCGCUGGACACCAAUUCAAACCAGUCAGAACUACAUCCGUGCCAGACAAACCCGCAAUCGACUUUACCACCUAACUCACUUGAAUUGACUGCUGGCCAGUCCAAGUUUGCCGGAUUCCGACGCGAUUCCGAACACAUGUGUGGGAGCUCGAUGGCCAUCGUGAUAGCUCUAGUGGUUGGAAUCAUGUGGUUCUGA
Messenger RNA from Aspergillus mulundensis, 1089 nucleotides. RefSeq lists its product as uncharacterized. Bases 1 to 1089 code for a protein of 362 amino acids. Lineage: Eukaryota; Fungi; Ascomycota; Eurotiomycetes; Eurotiales; Aspergillaceae. The record is from RefSeq and is a predicted model, not a curated record. The transcript has 2 exons.